Messenger RNA from Puccinia graminis f. sp. tritici CRL 75-36-700-3, 540 nucleotides. RefSeq lists its product as uncharacterized. NCBI's taxonomy places the organism in Eukaryota, Fungi, Basidiomycota, Pucciniomycetes, Pucciniales, Pucciniaceae. The coding region runs from base 1 to 351 and encodes 116 amino acids. The transcript has a single exon. The record is from RefSeq and is a predicted model, not a curated record.
AUGAAGGUCCAAACCAUGAUGAAUCUGCUGCUAUUGUAUUGUGUUUUCCUCACUAAUGUCAGCGGCUAUCUUGGUGUCGACGGAUUCAUUAGCGCGUUCAGGCUUUUGAAGAGUGGAAGUAGUCUACGCGAAGCAGAGCAAGUGACUGCAUCAAUGAAGAAACUAUGGAGCGAAGCCAACGGAAUGCGGGGUGCAAUGGGCUCUGCAACGCGUGUGGACAUGAAAGCUUCGAAAGCGGGCCUCGAAACUAUGAGAGCACAACCAAUGGCGAGAACCUUCAGUCGUCGAUCCAGCGUCAAAACCUUAACGCGUAGGAACAGUAAUCACCAAAAUUCUGCACCCGGAAAGUGAUCAAAGAUGGACCCACCCGUGCAAUCGUUGCACCAUGGUCAUAGGAGGAGGAUGCUUGUAAGAUUGCAGCUGCAAUUAUACAAGGGACCAAGCAACCAGGUUUUCUUUGUAGUUUCUUUCAUCUGAUGCAUUCUUCUCAUAUUUUCAUCUUUUGUGCUAUCUUCUGCCAAUGGUUUCUUUUUCCGUUUU